This is a messenger RNA of Phalacrocorax carbo (great cormorant), 639 nucleotides long. Lineage: Eukaryota; Metazoa; Chordata; Aves; Suliformes; Phalacrocoracidae. The record is from RefSeq and is a predicted model, not a curated record.
CAACUGGAGAUCCAAGAAUCCCAGCUCCGGAGAGCCAAAUCUGAAAACGAAAUGCUCCAAAAGAAGCUCAGAGAGCGAGAAAAUCAGCUACAAGCCUUGUCUACCAAGUUUUGCAGUCUGGCAGAAGGGAAACACGAAGAAAUGGUGGUGACAAUAGAGAAGGAGAACUGCAGUCUUCGACAGGUUAUUACAGAACAAGAAUCUAAACUGGCUGAGCAGAACAAGCUGAUCAGUGAGUUACAGGGGACCGUCAGCCAGCUACAGGCAGAGGUUCUGGCCAGCCGAUCCCACAUGCGCAAGCAGCAGCGGGCCCAAGAGGCGAUGCAGAGCCAAGCUGAGACGCUGCAGCACAGGGAGCUGCAAGCUCGAGUGGCGCUCGAAUGCAUCACCAGCAGGUUUGAAAGGUAUCGAAGCAAAAUAAUUCAGGCUACGUUCAGCACAGCAGGCAGCAAGCCUCCCCAGGCAGAGGUCACGGAUGAGGAGGUGCUGGAGGCAAUGCAGAAAAUAAUUAAUGAGCGGAUGGAGUUCCACCAGGUGCUGAAACAGAAAGGCAUCAAGGUCCCGUCGCUCUACAGCAUCGAUGUGCCUACUUCAUCGCCUACCAGUGCUAAGGGAAGGAGGAAGAGUCCUGCAAGGUAG